AUGAGCUCGCGGCCACACCUGGCCACCGCCGGCAUCUGUGUCUACCUCUGCCUUGCCGCUGGCCUCGCUGCUGUGCCUGCCUCUUUAGAGGACGAGAAGGCCCCUGCCUACUGGAAUGAGAGAGCCAGGAGGACGCUGGAGUCGGCGCUGACCCUGGCACCCGUGACCCGCCAUGCCAAGAACAUCGUUCUCUUCCUGGGCGACGGCAUGGGGAUCUCCACCGUCUCCGCCGCUCGGAUCUACAAGGGGCAGCUGGAGGGAGGGCCCGGCGAGGACAGCCGGCUGGCCAUGGAGACCUUCCCCUACGUCGCCCUCGCCAAGACGUACAACGUGGACCGGCAGGUGCCCGACAGCGCGGGCACUGGCACCGCCUACCUGUGCGGGGUGAAGGCCAACGCCAAAACCCUGGGGGUGAGUGCCGCCGCCGUCUACGGCAAAUGCAACACCACGUGGGGCAACGAGGUCCACUCCAUCCUGCACCGGGCCAAGCAGUCGGGCAAGUCGGUGGGCAUCGUGACGACCACCCGCGUGCAGCACGCCUCGCCGGGCGCGUCCUAUGCCCACGUGGUCAACCGGGAGUGGUACAGCGACGCUGACCUGCCCAAGGAGGCCAUCAGGCAGGGCUGCAAAGACAUCGCGUACCAGCUGGUGCACAACACAGACAUCAACGUGAUUCUGGGCGGUGGGAGGAUGUACAUGACUCCCCGGAAGACCCCGGACCCCGAGUACCCGACGGACCCAAAGCAGAGCGGGACAAGGAAGGAUGGACUUGACCUGGUGGAGAGGUGGCUCAGUGCCAAGGAGGGGGCGCGGUACGUCUGGAACAAGGAAGGCCUGGACGCCGUUGAUGAGAACUCCACCGACUACCUCCUGGGUCUCUUUGAGCCCAAGGACAUGAAGUACGAGCUGAACCGUGACGCCAGCACGGACCCCUCCAUCGUGGAAAUGACGGAGAAAGCCAUCCGUAUCCUGCGCAGGAAUCCCCGCGGCUUCUUCCUCUUUGUGGAAGGAGGCAGGAUCGACCACGGGCACCACAGCAGCAGAGCCAAGCAGGCCCUGAGCGAAGCUGUCAUGCUGGACCGGGCCGUGGCCCGCGCCGCCGAGCUGACCAGCGCCUCGGAGACCCUCACCGUGGUGACGGCCGACCACUCGCACGUCUUCAGCUUCGGCGGCAGCACGCCCCGCGGCAACAGCAUCUUCGCAAGUAUGCAAAGUGAGGCCAACAGCCAGCCUGGGCCCAGGUUUGGGGGCGCCUGGCCUUGA
Molecule: messenger RNA, 1263 nt
Organism: Terrapene triunguis (Three-toed box turtle)
Lineage: Eukaryota; Metazoa; Chordata; Testudines; Emydidae
Product: intestinal-type alkaline phosphatase-like
Exons: 10
Coding region: 1-1263 (420 amino acids)
Biological process (GO): dephosphorylation
Cellular component (GO): plasma membrane
Molecular function (GO): alkaline phosphatase activity
Source: RefSeq, a predicted model, not a curated record